AGCUGGUAAGAAGCCUGACCUUUCAUGUGCUUUUUAACGGGGUGUGCUAUGAUGGGCAGUUGUUUCUCUGUCCUUUUAUCUCUACUAAAUUUUUUGUCCCUCUAUUCAGCCCCAGCCCCAGCUGACCUUUUCCCAUCUCACGAAUCACUGUAAUGACACUACCUCCAGCCCAUGCCCCCAGAUCUCCAAGUCACUGGCGGAGUAGGUGCCACCGGAGGGCUAAAGUAUGCUGUCGACCUGAGUUUCCGGGGCCACACCCUCGGAGAGGCUCCAAGAGGAUGCCAGCGUCGGGCAGCCCUUCUGACUCAGGACGUGCUCCUGCAGCAGGAAUAGAGGAGCUGACGAGUACAAGUGUGGAGCACCUCAUUGUCAAUCCCAACGCUGCCUAUGACAAGUUCAAAGACAAGAGAGUGGGAACAAAGGGACUUGAUUUCUCAGAUCGAAUUGGAAAAACCAAAAGAACGGGAUAUGAAUCUGGAGAAUAUGAGAUGCUUGGAGAGGGUCUGGGAGUGAAGGAGACACCCCAGCAAAAGUACCAGAGACUGCUGCAUGAGGUCCAAGAGCUGACAACUGAAGUUGAGAAAAUCAAGACGACAGUGAAGGAGUCAGCCACCGAGGAGAAGCUGACCCCCGUGGUGCUGGCUAAACAGCUGGCAGCCCUGAAGCAGCAGCUUGUUGCUUCCCAUCUGGAGAAGCUGCUGGGACCAGAUGCUGCAAUCAACCUUACUGACCCCGAUGGAGCUCUGGCUAAGCGCCUACUGCUGCAGCUGGAAGCAACAAAGAACAGCAAAGGGACUGGUUCAGGGGGAAAGACCACUAGUGGGACACCCCCAGAUAGCAGCCUUGUCACUUAUGAACUACAUUCUCGGCCUGAGCAAGACAAGUUCUCUCAAGCUGCCAAAGUGGCAGAACUCGAGAAGCGCCUUGCAGAGCUGGAAGCAGCUGUACGCUGUGAUCAGGAUGCUCAGAAUCCCCUUUCUGCAGGUCUGCAGGGAGCCUGCCUUAUGGAGACUGUAGAGCUGUUGCAGGCAAAGGUGAGCGCCCUGGACCUUGCAGUUCUGGACCAAGUGGAGGCUCGGCUACAGAGUGUCCUGGGAAAAGUGAAUGAGAUUGCCAAGCAUAAAGCUUCUGUAGAGGAUGCAGAUGCACAAAGCAAGGUGCACCAGCUGUAUGAAACCAUACAGCGCUGGAGCCCCCUCGCCUCCACCCUUCCUGAGCUGGUGCAGAGACUUGUCACCAUCAGGCAGCUGCAUGAACAAGCCAUGCAGUUUGGUCAGCUUCUGACACACUUGGAUACCACACAGCAGAUGAUUGCUUGUUCCCUCAAGGACAGCGCCACCCUCUUGACCCAGGUGCAGACAACGAUGCGUGAUAACCUGUCCACAGUUGAGCAGAACUUUGCCAACAUUGAUGAACGGAUGAAGAAACUGGGAAAGUGAGCACCUUUGGGAGAUGGAGAACAGGGGUAAUCCCUACCCCUCUGAACUCCGUUAACACCUUACACAGGGUUUUCCCUUAAUCAUAACUCUCACAUCCCAUCUGACACUGGGGGCAAGGGGUUCUUCUUGCAUGUGGGGCUUACACCCCUCCUCUGAAGAGUAGUGGAACCUGGGGGAUAUUAGAUGGUGGUCUCCCCUCAGGCCACGGGGAUGAGGACGUGGGCCCAGCCACAUGCCAGCUCCUGUCCAAUACUGCUUUGCCUGGUGUGGGGAAGGAUUGGAUCCUGUCCUCCAGCACAGCUUCUGUGACUGAUUGUAAUACUGUACAACUGUUUCUGACCAUUAAAUGCUGUUGUACUCUG
Molecule: messenger RNA, 1801 nt
Organism: Kogia breviceps (pygmy sperm whale)
Lineage: Eukaryota; Metazoa; Chordata; Mammalia; Artiodactyla; Physeteridae
Source: RefSeq, a predicted model, not a curated record